UUGGAGAGCUUAGCUCCCCAAGAGUUUGUUGUCCUUGACUAUGGGAUCAGCUCUCAUCACACAGAAGAAUUUGAACUGGGAGCAGGAGGAAGGGGUUGUAUCUGGCUGGGGAGUUUCUGGAAUCAUUAAAUGGAGCAGUACUGCCUGAUGUGGCAAGUAGAGGUGUCUCAGCUGGGAGUCCCCAUCAUAUCUCCUCUAAAGACUCUGAAAUAAGUACAGUGACUGGCUUUUCACAGACUGAUGGCUGAUCGAGUGCUUGUGAUUGGCAGUGGAGGCAGAGAGCACGCUCUGGCCUGGAAAUUGGCACAAUCUCCACAUGUAAAACAAGUGCUAGUUGCUCCAGGAAAUGCAGGAACAGCUGAUAAUGGAAAGAUUUCAAAUUCAGCUGUGUUAGUCAGCAAUCAUACUAUCCUUGCCCAGUUCUGCAAAGACCAUAACAUUGGACUUGUGGUAGUUGGACCAGAGGCACACUUGGGAGCUGGCAUUGUGGAUGACUUGAUGUCAGCUGGAGUUAGAUGUUUUGGUCCCUCAGCCAAGGCAGCUCAGCUACAGACCAAUACAAGCUUUGCCAAAGCCUUUCUGGAUUGUCAUGGGAUCCCAACAGCAAGAUGGAAAGCAUUCGCCAACCCUCAAGAAGCUUGUAGCUUUAUUACCAGCACAGACUUUCCUGCACUGGUUAUAAAGGCUAGUGGCCAAGCUGCUAGAAAAGAAAUAAUUAUUGCAGCCAGCAAAGAGGAAGCCUGCAGAGCUGUGCAAGAGAUUUUGCAGGAUAAAGUGUUUGGAGAGACUGGAGAGACGGUUGUCAUUGAAGAACUUCUUGAAGGGGAAGAGCUAUCUUGCUUGUGCUUCACUGAUGGUGUCACUGUUGCUCCCAUGCCACUAGUCCAGGUCCACAAACAGUUAAUGGAUGGAGACCAGGGUCCAAAUACUGCAGGGAUGGGAGCUUAUUGCCCAGUACCACAGAUUCCUGAAGCCCUUCUAGAGAAAAUUAAAGACUCUAUCCUGCAACACAUUGUUGAUGGUAUGAGACAAGAGGGAACAACAUAUGUAGGUGUGCUGCAAACGGGAUUAGUGCGUACUAAAGAUGACGUGAAAAUUAUAAACUUUGACUGCCACUUUGGUGACCCGCAGUGCCAGGUAAUUCUUCCACUGCUUAAAAAUGACUUUUAUGAAGUGAUUCAAGCAACAAUUGAUGGCAAACUCUGCAGCUGCAUGCCAGCUUGGUCAGAAAACCGUACUGCUGUGUCUGUGGUUAUGGCAAGUGAAGGGUACCCAGGAGACUAUGUCAAAGGCAUGGAGGUAACAGGACUUCUACAAGCGCAAGAGCUAGGGGUGAAGGUGUUCCAUGCAGGCACAACCAUGCAGGAUGAUAAAGUGGUGACUGACGGUGGCAGAGUCCUUACAGUCACGGCUAUCAAGGAGGAUCUGAUGGCAGCACUGGAAGAAGCCAACAAAGGAGUAGCAGCCAUACGGUUCCAGGGUGCCAUUUACAGAAAGGACAUUGGUUAUCAGGCUGUAGCUUUCCUGCAGCGGUCUGUAGGCCUGAUACAUGGUGACGUACGCGUAGACACUAUAACCAGCAGUGCUUUGAUUAAUCAAUCUGAACCACCAGCUGCAACUCGUAGUAGAUCAGAGUUACCUAAAAGUUGUCCUGGGCAUUUUUUGUACGCAGGCAGCCAUGCAGAGCUGGGAGGCUCUACUGAUUUCUUUGACUUGAAAUCAUCUGGUUAUGAUGAUCCUAUCUUGGUAUCUCGAACUAAAGGCAUUGGAUCUAAAUUGCAGAUUGCACAGAUGUGUAAGAAACAUGACACCAUUGGCCAGGACUUGGUUGCCAUGUGUGUCAAUGACAUCCUGGCUCAGGGAGCAGAGCCCCUCUUCUUCCUUGACUAUUUUGCCUGUGGGAAACUUGACACUGAAGUGGCUCAAGCAGUCAUAGCGGGAAUAGCUGAAGCUUGUAAAAAGGCAGGAUGCGCUCUCUUGGGAAGAGAGACUGCUGAAAUGCCAGGCAUGUAUUCGCCUGGAGAGUACGACCUCGCUGGCUUUGCAGUUGGUGCAGUGGAACGAGGCCAAAUGUUCCUGCAGCAGGAGAGAGUUGCUGAGGGGGAUGUCGUCAUUGGACUAGCUUCUUCUGGGAUUCACAGCCAUGGCUUUAACCUUGUAAGGAAGAUUCUCUUAAUGUCUUCCCUGCACUACUCGUCUCCAGGACCUGAUGGAUAUGGCGACCAGCCGUUAGGAGAACUAUUGCUAACUCCAACCAAAAUCUACAGCAAGGCUUUGUUGCCUGUCCUUCGUUCAGAGCAUGUGAAGGCCUUUGCCCCUAUAACUGGCGGGGGGUUAAUGGAAAGCAUCCCCAGAAUCCUACCUGAAUCAUUUAGUGUAAUUUUGGAUGCUUAUAGUUGGCAGAUACCUGAAAUCUUCUCCUGGCUCCAAACAGAGGGGAACCUCUCAGAAGAGGAGAUGGCCCGAACGUUUAAUUGCGGGAUCGGUGCUGUCUUGGUGGCAGACAAGGAGCUGGCUCAGCAAGUUCUGAAGGAUGUACAGAGGCAUGAGGAAGCCUGGCUGAUUGGAAAUAUAGUUCCAAGCCACACAGGAUCGUCUCAUGUCAAAGUCAAGAAUCUCCUUAAAGCCUUGCAGUUAAAUAGAUCCCAGUUUCUGCAGAAUGCUGCUGAUACGGACAGUCACCUGCGUGUCGAGCCCCAAAAAAGCAAAGUGAAAGUAGCUGUUCUCAUCUCUGGAACAGGUACAAACCUUGCGGCACUUAUCGCAUAUGCAAAAGAACCAGCAAGCUGUGCACAGAUAGUUCUUGUCAUCUCUAACAAGUCUGGAGACGUGGAAGAAUUGAGAAAUGCAGCCCGGGCUGGGAUUCCCACCAGGGUAGUUGACCAUAAAUUGUAUGGAAGCCGCUCUGAAUUUGACUGCACAAUUGACAGAGUCCUUGAAGAAUUCUCUGUUGAACUGAUCUGUCUCGCAGGAUUUAUGAGAAUUUUGUCCAGUGCUUUUAUCAGAAAGUGGAAUGGUAAAAUUUUGAACGUUUGUCCAUCACUGUUACCUUCAGUCAAAGGGGGAAAUGCCCAUAAGCAGGUGCUACAACCAGGAGUCAAAGUCACUGGCUGUACAGUACAUUUUGUACUUGAGGAAGCUAAUACAGGAGCAAUUAUUCAGGAGCCCGUCUCUGUGAACACAGAUGAUACCGAGGAGACCUUGUUGGAAAGGGUGAAAGAAGCAGAGUGCCGAGUCUUUCCCAUUGCCUUGCAGCUGGUGGCCAGUGGAAUGGUGCGACUAGGAGCAGAUGGUAAAACCUGCUGGAAACAAGGAACCCAAAGCUUGACUCAUCAUGAAAAGCAAGAUUGCAUUUCCUCCACUACUACUCUGAAGCCACAACAGUACAACAGGCUACAGUCAAAUGAAUGAAUGUCCUACUCAUUGCUCACUAGUUUUUCUCUGUCUGUUGUUUCUUCUGUCCUGAUUUCAGGCAGACCAGUUUCAUAUCUGCUUGCAUGUCCCUCCAAGGAGCGAUGCAUCACGUUCAGUGGCUAUGUAACCCUUCUGCCAGGUUGAGCCAGCAGCAACCAGGGCUGGGUUCAAUAUCUAGGGAUUCCUUUCCAUUGAUACAACAGAGAACCGGCUUGAUCCACCACGCAGUAACCUGGGAAAAUUACACACCACCCCUGGGUGCCUCUGAGAGGCAAUACUUUCCCACUCGCAAGCAUAGAGUCUGAGUGUAGAAAAUAAACUUUUAAUAAAAGGAGGGAAGUAACUGAGUGUUAAUUUGGGGAAAUACCACAGACAGAGUUCAUAAACAUAAACCAUGAGUAAAAGACACCCCCCCCCCCAGAAGGUUCGGCAGUGUCCUUUUGCUCUCAGUUUAAGUCCAACAACCCAUGUGCUCAACCCUUCUCUGCACCCCACUCAUAGUUCCUGUCCUUCAUCAAUGCAGACCCAGAGUUCAGAGGUGCAUCUGCAGAGUUCACCUCCCCCCUGGGUGGGGUAAAGAGGUACCUUACUCGCUCCACUGCUCAGGGACUCGCUUGCUGCCCCUUUCUGCCAGCCACCCUGCUCACUGCUCUCACUGUGCCUCUCCAUCAGCCGCCCUGCUGGCCGCCUGCUCUCGCCACGCCAUCAGCUGCCCUGCUGGCUGCUUGUCGCAGCUCUCCACUGCUGCCCGCCUGCUCACCAUGCCCCUCCACCAGCCGCCCUGCUGGUCAUUCAUCACACCUCUCCGCUGCACCAGCCACUUGUUCACCAGCUGACUGUCAGUCACCUUCUGCUGCCACCUGCCUCUCUGCUGUGACAUCUGUACAUCAGUCUCAGUAAUUUUCAGCUCUUUGCAGGCCAGGCAGAAACAUUGCCCGUCUCAAGUGAUUUCAGCUCUCAGUGAUUUUUAGCUCUUAGCAGGCAGAAACAUAGUCCUACCACAACUGAUUUCCGCUCUGAUUGGGUAUUUAAUAUAACAAAGAGGCUCCUAAUGAAGCCUGUUUAGCUCUAUUCUUUGAACAGAGGGGAGGAACAGCUUAAAUCAGUCUAGGGAGAAUCCCUUGAUGAGGGUGUGCAGCCUCCUGGCUGGGGAUUCUCCACCCAUCUUACUUUCACAUGGCUCUGGCAUUCAACCCCCGGCUGGCUUAACAUCCUUUCACUGAAGGUGACUCCCCUCGUUUGGAACAGUUUAAGCAAAGUCCUGCUUCCCUGUAUUCCCACAGUAAUUACAACAUUUUGGUAACAGCAUUUCAUUACCCCAUUGGUUUCUAGAUUGAUUGAUUUACUUAGUAAUCCUUAUCCAUGUGUUACUCUAUCUUAUCCGCAAAAAGAAGAACAGGAGUACUCCUGUUCUUCUUUUUGCGGAUACAGACUAACACGGCUGCUACUCUGAAAUCUAUCUUAUCCGGUAUCUUUAUGGGACCUGAAUUUGGUAUUAUCUUGUUUGAUGGGUUCCACCUUUUUGAGCCCUUGGCAACAACAUCCCUGCCACUGCCAUCAAUUAAAACAGUCUUUCUGGUAGAAAUUAUCCCCGCAGAGAGGGUGUCAAAGCCCCGGGCACUUCUAGCGGGCCCUGUUUUCACAGUAUUUCACAAAAACAAAGCCUUGCUUUGGCCACACCUUAAGAUUUUGCCUAAGGUGGUCUCUGCAUUCCACCUCAACUCGAUCAUUCAUCUUCCAGUGUUCUUUUCAAAAUCUCAUUCUACCAAGGUUAAAGAAAAGCUUAAUUCCUUGGAUGUUCGGAGAGCUCUGACACUUUACCCGGACUGCAAAAAGUCUUUCGGAUCCUGUCUUAGACUUUUUGUAGCCUAUGCUGAGAGGAUUAAAGGGUUACCUGUUACAGUCCAGCAAAUUUCACAUUGGGUUUCUGACUGCAUCAAGCUUUGCUACGAUCUAGUGAAGGUCUCGCCUCUACUGAGGAUAACAGUCUACUACACUAAGGCUCAUUCCACUUGGCUAGCCUUUUUGGAGUAACAUUCGUGUGAUGGUCACUUGCAAAGCAGCAAUGUGGUCAUCGCUGUAUAUACUUUCUCCACACACUGUGCCAUUACUUAGGCUUUCUGAGACAAUGCCAACUUUGGCCAUCUCCAAGUAGUCUGAAGUUCCACCAUCUGUUAGGAAAGUGCUGGUGAAUCACUUAUGGUGGAAUGAGUAUGUGCCCAGCCACUCAAAGGAGGAAAAAAUGGUUACUUACCUGUACAAUGCUUUGUACCUAUUCUUCUAGAUGUGUUUGGUCAAAUAUACAUUCCACACCCCUCUCACCUUCCCUGCUACUUCAGCAAUUGUAGGUGUGCCUAGUGCACUCAUCUGUCUACAGUGGACUGCAUUUGUGCACCACACAUCUUGAAGAACAUCAGGCACUGUACAGGUAAGUAACCAUUUUAGUGACAAAGGAGUCACCAGACUUGAUUUGCAAUGGAAGCUGAAUCUCCAUUUUCACAAUGUCAAGCCAGUGACAGGCUUGGCAGUGUGGGCUUCUUCCUUUAACUAAACACUUUGCCCAAGUAGGAGGCUUAUUUUAAUUCUGUCAGAGUAAUGGGCCAUGUGCAAAUAAAAUAAAUCAGUGGGGAGGCAAGUCAGCCAAGAAAUUAUUGGAGUAGUUGAAAGAAGAAACAGCUAGAAUUGAGCUUUCCGAUGAAGGAGCCAUUGAUUGAUUGAUUAGAUCAGAUCAGGGAUAUUUAUAUCCCCUAAGGUUCAAUGAAUAAACACUUUUGUUUUGGAAUUGAGUUUCAUGUCCUGUACUUUUUGGGGCCUAUCGUAGGUCAGACUCUUGGCUCUAGUGAGAUAUUCCAAAGCCUGCGGCAAACUCCAUUAUAAUUUACAUUAUGAGGGAGGGGAGUAUUUCGUUCAGGUUUUGUAUUCAUGCUUGUACUGUGGUGAAUGUGUUUUGAUAGUUGGAGAAGGUAAAGAGAACUAUUCCCUACUGUUACCUCUUGUCUACCUUUAAUAUACAAGACAUUUAUGACUUCGAUAUAGCAAAUGAUAGAGUUUUAUUGUUAUGAUUACAACAGUGAACUUCUGUUUUCAUGUUAUCCCUUUCCUUUCUCCCAGAUUAUGCUGAGGACAGCUGAAAAAUGCUUUUGAUAGACACAGGAUAAACACACAUUAUUGCUUCUGUUCUCUUAUGGUACUGUAGUCGUAUAGUGAUAUUGUACUGUAUAUUGUUUUGAAUUGUAUAAUCUUGUUUGAACAUAUUCAAAUCUAACACAGUUAUAACUAGAGCCUUACUCUUCUUAUUGAUGUAUCUCAGAUACUUCUCUGGCCCCCCUUGCCGUUGUAUCCAAGCAACUCACAGUCUUUAACUUAUUUUUCUUCAUAACACCCCUGCGAGGUAUAAUGCCCAUUUUGUACAGAUUGAGAAUUGAGGCACUAAUUGCCAGACGUUUAAAGCUA
Messenger RNA from Trachemys scripta elegans, 6867 nucleotides. RefSeq names its product trifunctional purine biosynthetic protein adenosine-3-like. Bases 241 to 3411 code for a protein of 1056 amino acids. The record is from RefSeq and is a predicted model, not a curated record. Gene Ontology annotation, cellular component: cytosol. Lineage: Eukaryota; Metazoa; Chordata; Testudines; Emydidae. Gene Ontology annotation, molecular function: phosphoribosylamine-glycine ligase activity; ATP binding; metal ion binding. Gene Ontology annotation, biological process: adenine biosynthetic process; 'de novo' IMP biosynthetic process. The transcript has 22 exons.